GUAAUAAUUUGCUUACUCUCCUGGGUCGUGAAUGAGUGGGUGCACCAUUAGCUCCUUCUAAGCCAGAGCCAAAGCAGCAGAGAAGGGAAAGGAAGAUAGAAAAAUGGGCGCAACAGCCACCGGCAAAUCUCUCCAUUUUUGCUCUUCACAGGACCCCCUUUCAUUUCUCUCCCUAACAAAGACAAAAUCAAAAGCAGAAACCCUAAACCUCAACUUCAGAUUCUCCAAACCCCCAUUAACCCCCAAUUCUCGUCGCCUUCGUCUUUCCAUUAGAGCUUCUUCACCCUCCUCCACCGCCCUCAAUGACCCGCCUCUUCCCUCUCUCACCAAUUCCGAUCUUCAACUUCGAGUUCGAAUCCUCUCUGAAUCACUCCCCUACAUUCAGAAAUUUAGGGGAAAAACCAUUGUCGUCAAAUACGGAGGCGCCGCCAUGAAAUCUGCGGAGCUCAAGGCCUCUGUUGUCAGGGACCUCGUCCUCCUCUCCUGCGUUGGCCUCCGUCCCGUCCUCGUCCAUGGCGGUGGUCCUGAAAUCAACGUCCUUCUCAAUCAGCUCAAUAUCCCCGCUCAGUUCCGCGAUGGGCUCCGUGUAACCGACGCCAGGACCAUGGAGGUUGUUUCUAUGGUCCUUGUUGGAAAAGUUAACAAAGACCUGGUUUCUCGUAUCAAUUACGCUGGAGCCACCGCCGUGGGCCUUUCUGGCAUGGACGGCCGCCUUUUAGUUGCCAGGCCCAGCCCAAACGCUGCACAGUUGGGGUUUGUCGGAGAGGUUGCGAGAGUGGACCCCACAGUCCUCCAAACGAUCGUGGACAACGGAAGCAUCCCGGUGAUUGCUUCAGUGGCGGCGGAUGAGUAUGGUCAGCCUUACAACAUCAAUGCAGACACGGUAGCUGGUGAGGUGGCGGCGGCAUUGGGGGCUGAGAAACUGAUUCUGUUGACCGACGUCGCAGGGAUUCUGAGAAACCGAGAGGACCCUGGAAGCUUGGUGAAAGAGAUUGAUAUAAAGGGAGUGAAGAAAAUGAUGGAGGAAGGGAAGGUAGGCGGUGGGAUGAUUCCCAAAGUGAAUUGUUGUAUUCGAUCGCUUGCUCAAGGGGUUACCACUGCUAGCAUUAUUGACGGUCGUGUUGAGCACUCGUUGCUUCAUGAGAUUAUGACGGAUGAGGGCGCUGGCACAAUGAUCACCGGUUAAACUAUAGCCUACUCUUCCUUUUUGUUAGUUUUAAUAUUGUAGCUCUUCUAUUUAUUGCAGUUAUGAAUGCAUUGCUACAAACUUCAAUGAUUUUUGUUUUCAGUUCCUGAACAAUGUUUCUUUUCGGGAUCAAUAGUUUAAUAAAAUCAAAGGUGAGAUGUUGAAA
Molecule: messenger RNA, 1352 nt
Organism: Gossypium raimondii (Peruvian cotton)
Lineage: Eukaryota; Viridiplantae; Streptophyta; Magnoliopsida; Malvales; Malvaceae
Product: acetylglutamate kinase, chloroplastic
Exons: 1
Coding region: 104-1186 (360 amino acids)
Biological process (GO): L-arginine biosynthetic process
Cellular component (GO): cytoplasm; chloroplast thylakoid
Molecular function (GO): arginine binding; acetylglutamate kinase activity; ATP binding
Source: RefSeq, a predicted model, not a curated record